CUGUAGGGGCCUCUUUUGUGCCAUUUUUCCAGCAGGGUUUGCGUUUCUAAUUGCAAAGCUCUCGAUUUCUGGCUUCUCAUAUCCUACGCUCCAAAGCGUGUUACGCUCGUUAUAGUUCAUCUCUAAAAUCAGCCUCAAGCUCAAAAGAACAACAGCAUUUAACACUCCAUUACUUCACCAACUCAUGUGGGAUGUCUCUAGAAAUGGCCACUUCAGCCUGCAAGUUUGUAAAAAUUAAGAGCACCGAUAAAGCGGAUUUGGUUCUUCAACUCUUAAGAGCUAAAGGAUUUACUCAAUCUCAAAUUGCUUGCUUAAUUUCAAGGCAACCACAUUUUAUUCUAUACGAUCCCCAUAAAAACCUUAAACCCAAGAUUGAAUACUUUGAGUCACUGGGUUUUGUAGCUCCGUUGCUGCCCAAGAUGCUAUAUGGAGACCCAAGGAUUCUAGCAACUAGUUUAAAGAAUCGGAUUUUACCAAAUAUUGAUUUCCUUAGGGGGUUUCUUGAGACCGAGGAGAAUUUUAUAUUGUCCUUGAAGCAAUGCUUUAGUGUACUUAGGUUGGAUACUGCAUUGAUGAUGUCUAAAAUAUGCACUUUGUGUGCUUUUGGUGUGCCAGAACCCAAUAUUAGGAGGCUAAUAGUAUUGCAUCCUCGAUUACUAUGUAUUAGACUUGAUUUCUAUGAAGAAAAGGUUCAAGAACUUAAGGAAAUGGGGAUUGAACCAACGAGUAAGUACUUUGUAACUGCUUUCCGUUCAAUGUCUGCCAUGAGCAACUCCAAAUGGGAAAGGAAGAAAAAGGUCUUGAUGGGCUUUGGCUGGUCAGAAAGAGAUAUUAUUAUGGCAUUCAGAGCACAACCACUAUUCAUGACUACCUCUGAGAAAAAGAUGAAGCAACUAAUGGAGUUCUAUCUGACCAAAGCUUGUUUGCAGCUUUCAGAUCUUGUAAGAUCCCCACAUCUAUUUAUGAUCAGUUUGGAGAGAAAUGCCAUACCAAGAUGCUCUGUUCUGAAAGUGCUGAUCUCUAAGGGAUUAAUUAAGAAGAAUGUGAGUGUUGCUGGGGCAUUGAAUAUGACGAAGAAACAGUUUGAGGACAAGUAUUUUACUUGCUUCAAGGGGGAUUACCCUGAAUUGAUCCAGGCAUUCCAGGUUGAGACAUUUGAAGGAUUUUGUAAUUGGAUAUGAUAGGUGAUAUGAUGAAGGAAGCUUUGAACACAAGAAAUACAUAAGUAACUGCUAUAGGGUUGCAAUAUAGCAGUUAGGCAAUGGUUGGAGCUGUAAAUGCUUCUCCAUUCCUAUGUCAAGUAUUUCCUUAGAUCAGAUUCGUUUACCAUCUUUAACUUCUUAAGCUUGUUCUAACCCCCUCGUGCAAAGUAAAUGUUUAUUGGUGAUAAAAUUUAGGCAAAACUGAUGCUGGCAUAUAUUUUCUGAUGGCCUGGUCUGGGUAAUUUUGUUUGUGAAUCUGAACAGACUUUUGAUUCAUUAUAAGAAAUCAAUUUAGAGAGCAUCAUGUUCAUUUUA
Hevea brasiliensis (rubber tree) is the source of this 1517-nucleotide messenger RNA. RefSeq lists its product as uncharacterized. Gene Ontology annotation, molecular function: double-stranded DNA binding. Gene Ontology annotation, cellular component: chloroplast. NCBI's taxonomy places the organism in Eukaryota, Viridiplantae, Streptophyta, Magnoliopsida, Malpighiales, Euphorbiaceae. The transcript is spliced from 2 exons. Gene Ontology annotation, biological process: chloroplast organization; regulation of DNA-templated transcription. The record is from RefSeq and is a predicted model, not a curated record. Bases 192 to 1181 code for a protein of 329 amino acids.